This is a messenger RNA of Perca flavescens (yellow perch), 648 nucleotides long. Its product is annotated as lens fiber membrane intrinsic protein. Bases 1 to 522 code for a protein of 173 amino acids. Lineage: Eukaryota; Metazoa; Chordata; Actinopteri; Perciformes; Percidae. The transcript has 4 exons. The record is from RefSeq and is a predicted model, not a curated record. Gene Ontology annotation, molecular function: structural constituent of eye lens. Gene Ontology annotation, cellular component: plasma membrane.
AUGUACAGCUUCAUGGGUGGAGGCCUGUUCUGUGCUAUUGUUGGUAAUAUCCUGUUGGUGGUCUCCACUGCAACUGACUACUGGAUGCAGUACCGUCUCUCUGGAAGCUAUGCCCACCAGGGUCUGUGGAGGUACUGCAUGUCCAACAAGUGCUACAUGCAAACUGACAGCAUAGCUUACUGGAAUGCCACCAGGGCCUUCAUGAUCCUUUCAGGGAUGUCAUGCUUUGCAGGCAUUAUCGCUGGCAUCAUGUCAUUCGCUCACUUCUCCUCCUUUGAAAGGUUCAACCGCUCCUUUGCUGCAGGAAUCAUGUUUUUUGUCUCCACUUUCUUUGUUCUGCUGGGUAUGGCCAUUUAUACUGGAGUGACCGUCAACUUCCUGGGGAGGCGCUUUGGUGACUGGCGCUUCUCCUGGUCCUACAUACUGGGCUGGGUGGCCAUGCUCAUGAACUUCUUUGCAGGUAUUUUCUACAUAUGUGCUUACAGAAUGUGUGAAUGCAGGAGAGGAAAUGGCCCACGCUAGAGGGAGAUAGACAGUUUGUUAAAAAAAAAAAAAAAAGGACAAUGACACUUUGAGUUGAGGACAAACAGAAGUUGGAGGACAACAGUGUUGACUGAUCUACUGAAGAGAUGACGUUGGAUGCUGCUC